UCCUGAAGCAUUGGAGUGGGUACUAUCGAAAUUUCGUUUUAAUUCCAAUUUUGUUGGGGUACCGAGUAUACUUGUAUUUUCCGUGAAAUAUAUUGUCAUCAGCUUAUCUUCUGUCGCCGAGGACUUAACCUUAAUUGCAGAUGAUCAAUGUUGGAAGGAUGGUAUUGUCGUUCAAUUGCAAACAACAAUGCAGAUGCAGAAGACGAUGACGAGGACAGUCCAGAGGAAGAAGUGCCUAAUUACAAGGAUCAGUAUCGAAAUCUUAAGAGGAAGUUAAAAUUUCUAAUUUAUGAAAAUGAGUGUUUCCAAGAAGCUUUACGGUCUACACAAAGGAAAUUGCUUAAAGUUAAUAGGGACAAAAGUUUUUUACUGGAUCGAUUAUUGCAAUAUGAAAAGGUAGAUGCAUCGUUUAGCGAAAGUGAUGAAACAGAAUCAUCGGAUGAAGAAGUCCCUCGUCUUGAUACUUCUAAAAGGAAAAAAAUAGAGAUGGGCAUUAGUAAUCAUACCUCGCAUCAUAUACCGACAGUGACAAAACCUUUUAACACCAGUAAAAAGAAAAAACCUACUCCAAAAGUGGCAAAAUCAAACAAUACACCCAUGGUACAAUCAUCCAAUAACAUAGUACCAAUGUCUUUAAUGUCUGAUGGUCAUAUGACGCCAGAAGAAGUAGAAAGACAUUUAGAGUCUCGUCAAACUUACUUGGAACUUGUACCCGAAAAAGCACCGCCUACAGUUCCGACGGAAAUGUUUAGCAAUGAUCCCUCAUUGGAUAGUGAGUCAAACGAAAUCUGUGAAUUAGAGACGUCUCCGAGCAAUAUGGGCGAAGAUUGCCUCAGCGUAGAUAUGAUGGCUGAGUGACAAACAUUAGUUCAUAGUUUAGUGAUUAAUUACAAAUUGCACAUAAUUACAUAUUGCGUUAAUAUUACCAUAUUCGGCUAACUUAAUUGUAUUCGUCGUAAUAUAAUACAAAUUUUUAUACAUGUAGCAGAUCGCUUAUAAAAUAUCUUUAUGGUUUUUUUCACUCCUUUAAUAAUUUUAUCCUUAUACGGAAUACGUACAUGACGACACAAUAUUGCCAAAAUAUCUGAUUUUAUUGGCGAUAUAAGACAAAUGCAGUAAAAAUUAUAUUAGAUUCAGGAAAUAGAAUUCCGACAAACUACAAAUCUAUUAUAUCACA
Colletes gigas is the source of this 1177-nucleotide messenger RNA. RefSeq names its product INO80 complex subunit E. NCBI's taxonomy places the organism in Eukaryota, Metazoa, Arthropoda, Insecta, Hymenoptera, Colletidae. Gene Ontology annotation, biological process: chromatin remodeling. Gene Ontology annotation, cellular component: nucleus; Ino80 complex. The record is from RefSeq and is a predicted model, not a curated record. The transcript has 6 exons. Bases 148 to 858 code for a protein of 236 amino acids.